AUGGGUGCUCUACAAGUGUAUAAAGUGGUCCAUAGAUACCAGGCAUGGCGCCUGAUCUCUUGUAUAUGGUUACAUGCUGGAGUUUUCCAUGUACUUGCCAAUAUCUUAAGUCUUCUUUUCAUUGGUAUUCGACUUGAGCAAGAAUUUGGGUUUGUUAGAAUCGGUUUGCUUUAUGUCUUAUCCGGUUUCGGCGGGAGUUUACUGUCAGCUCUUUUUAUUCAAAGUGGUAUAUCCGUUGGUGCCUCAGGUGCACUUUUUGGUCUAUUAGGAAGUAUGCUUUCAGAGCUCAUCACAAAUUGGACUAUAUAUGCAAAUAAGUUAGCAGCAUUGAUCACUCUCAUUGUCAUCAUUGUAUUAAAUUUAGCAGUGGGAGUCCUCCCACACGUUGACAACUUUGCUCAUAUCGGAGGAUUUGUUUCUGGAUUUCUUCUUGGAUUCGUAUUUUUGAUACGUCCCCAAUUUAGAUGGAUUAGCCAAAAAUAUGCUUCCUCAGGCCAUAGAGUUACUUCGGUUACUAAACACAAGACAUAUCAAUAUGCACUGUGGAUUAUCUCUCUGGUUUUGUUGCUUCUUGGAUUUAUUCUUGGGCUGAUUAUGCUCCUUCAAGGGGUUGAUUUAAAUGAUCAUUGUUCCUGGUGUCACUAUCUAAGUUGUGUUCCUUUUUCACAUUGGAGUUGCAACUCACAGCGAGGUGUUUGUGAGAUGACUCAAACCAAAACUCAGAUGAACAUGACAUGCCAAAGCAAUGGAAGAAGCAGCAUUUUUCAGUUACCAGAUAGUAACCCUUCACAGGUUCAGGUUCAGGACUGGUGCCGUCAGCAUUGCAGUUAAACAUACGCAUAUAAACCGGACAUGACAUAAGGUUUCUUGCGCCCGUCUCAUUUUAAUUGAACCACCUGUUGUAUGUACAUGAUUCAUCCUUAAAUUUCUGCAGACAUAAUUUCUUUCCUAUGUACCUACAAAGCAGUAGUUGUCAUAUUCAUUA
Messenger RNA from Morus notabilis, 985 nucleotides. RefSeq names its product RHOMBOID-like protein 1. The transcript has 5 exons. Bases 1 to 831 code for a protein of 276 amino acids. Gene Ontology annotation, cellular component: membrane. The record is from RefSeq and is a predicted model, not a curated record. Gene Ontology annotation, biological process: proteolysis. Gene Ontology annotation, molecular function: serine-type endopeptidase activity. NCBI's taxonomy places the organism in Eukaryota, Viridiplantae, Streptophyta, Magnoliopsida, Rosales, Moraceae.